AUUAAGUUCUGUAACACCAGUUCUAUGCACAGCCUGUGCCUUUGGCUGUUCUGCUUGGAAUUUCACAGGUUCCCAAAAUCUUCAAAGGUUCAGCCAGUGUUGCCUGGAGACCUGAGCUUCCCCCUUCCCUUCUCCCUCUAACAGGUGACCAUCUUUUUCUCGGACAUCGUGGGGUUCACAAGCAUCGCUGCCUCCUGUACUCCCCUGCAAGUUGUUGAGAUGCUCAACAAUCUCUACGUCUGCUUUGACAGCAGGAUUGAGUCUUAUGAUGUUUACAAGGUGAGUACAAACCUGCAGGCAAGGAAGCUGGAAGCUGCUGCAAUCUUUCUUACUUUGAUCCUUAGGGAAUACCUAAUACACCAGGCCAGCUGGCCAAAAGCCAUGAAAUCCCAAACCUGCCAAUCCACAGGGACUACACAGCAAGUGGUGGACAGCCGAGGCAGGUUUUAUUCUGAUCUCCCUUUGAAAGUAAAGCUGGCUGCCUGCCACUUAGUGACACAUGCCCCUUCCCAUCAGGUGGAAACCAUCGGUGAUGCCUACAUGGUGGUGAGUGGCUUGCCAGAGAGGAAUGGCACCAAACACGCUGAUGAGAUUGCCAAAAUGUCUCUGGAUCUGGUGGCAGCAGUUCGCCAAGUCGUGAUCCCUCAUAUGCCAAUGGGCAGACUACAGCUGCGGGCUGGGAUACACACAGGUAUGCGGGCUGAGGUGGAGCCAGGAGAAAAGGAGAAUAAGACACAGACUAAUUGUGUGAGAAGAAUUCUGCAUUUCUGUGCAAGCCAUUGACUCUCUGAAGGA
Molecule: messenger RNA, 795 nt
Organism: Pezoporus flaviventris
Lineage: Eukaryota; Metazoa; Chordata; Aves; Psittaciformes; Psittacidae
Product: speract receptor-like
Exons: 1
Coding region: 220-783 (187 amino acids)
Biological process (GO): intracellular signal transduction; receptor guanylyl cyclase signaling pathway; cGMP biosynthetic process
Molecular function (GO): peptide receptor activity; guanylate cyclase activity
Source: RefSeq, a predicted model, not a curated record